Molecule: messenger RNA, 3774 nt
Organism: Mandrillus leucophaeus (drill)
Lineage: Eukaryota; Metazoa; Chordata; Mammalia; Primates; Cercopithecidae
Exons: 17
Coding region: 1-3774 (1257 amino acids)
Molecular function (GO): protein binding
Source: RefSeq, a predicted model, not a curated record
AUGGUUCUGACAUUGGCAGCAGUGCUGCCAACUUCUAAUAUGUUACGGAACCCAGCCAGGCCCUCUAUGCUGCCGUUUCCUCUUUUCCCAAGUGAGGAGCUUGGACCCAAUGCCGGGUUCUGGCAAUCGUCAGUUGUAGGAACAAAGUCUGGAGUAGUGGCUGACAUGAGAGUCAGCCCUGAAGACCUCACCCAGAGAAAUGAGGAACCUGUUCGAGCCCACCCAGCCAGCCGAGCCCACCCGGCCCCUCGGCACCGGAAGGGCCUGUUGCACACUGGCCGAGCGGCGGGGCCAAUCUCACUGCCACCUGAAUGGGAGCGGAGGCGCCAUCGAGGCCGGGUCAAAUUUAUCAAGAUGUCCACGAUCCCGAGGCACUUUGGCCUGAAAUACAAAGAGGAAUCCUAUAUGUUUAAAGAGCUUGAGAAGGUUCGGCAGGAAACUAAAAAGGAUUUUCUCCGAUUCAAGCAGAAGUUGGCCUCCAAGCCGGCUGUAGAUGAAAGGCCAGUCCACAGUCUCUAUGCCCCCGGCGCGGCCCGCCCCGAGCGCGUUUCCCGCUCCGCAGCCCGGACGUCGAGAGGGUCCCCUUCGGCUAAAGGCCCUGCAAUGUCCGCGGCCGCCCUCCUGCAGGAGGUGCUCGGAGGCGCGCCGCGGCCCUCGGGCCUGGGUGAGGCGGCGGCUCCAGGCAAGACCUUGUCGUUUCGCCCCCGGGACUUUUACUUGCGGAGCUCCGCGUUCCUACGGCAUCAGACCCUGAAAAAGCCGCCAGUCAUCGCCUCGGGGUUCGGCACGGCCAGACCCGUGGUCCUGCUGCCAACGCCCGAGCCGCCCGUGAAGCGCAGAGCGUGCAGGGUAUUGGGGAGCUCGCGGCACGCGGCCCCCAGGCCAGUCCUUGACCUGGGCAGGGGGCGCGAGGAGAGCCAGGAGGUAGCUCCUCUCUCAGGGCCCUGCAUGGCCAAAGACAGGAAGGUCAGCUCCAUCUCCACAGAGGACGGUUACACGGAUGUCAGCAGCGGGCGGAGGAAAGUGAGGAUCCGCACCCACUUCAUGAGCGAGAGCCGGGCCCGCGAGGCGCGGGAAGCGGCGGGGUUAGGAGCGCAGGGAGAACAGGAGAGCUUGCCGCCCAGCGACGCGCGGGAGGCCGCCUGGCAGGCGCUGCUGCCCGCCCGCGUGAUCCCCACGUCCAUCGAAGAGAUCAUCGCCUCGCUGCAGUCCGAGGCCCAGCUGGCCUCCGACCAGACCAUCAAAGAGCUCAUACGGAGUAUCCUUGGCCAGAACUACGAUAUUAGAAUGGAAGAUAUUUCUUUAAUGGGAAAAAUGUACCGCAAAACAUCAAGUAUGCAAGCAGAAACACCUGAGAUACAAGCAGAGCAUGGAUUUCAGAUGGGUGCUGAGGAAUCACAAACGAGUAUGCAUAAGGAACUUCCUGAAGCCAUGUCAAGUAUUCUCCAGAUUGAACAAGAGGAUAUAGAAUGGGGAACCUCAGAAGUAGAAAGCACAGUAUUUAAACCUCAGGAAAUUUCGCAAGUUCAGCCAGCAGAGGAAUUAAGUAAACCUUUGGAAGAUGGACAGCCCACAAGUGAUUCAAAAGAAGCCAAGCGGGUGUCUUUAACGGCAAAAUCAUCAGAAUUCUUGCAAAUUGAAGGAAAAGAAGUUAAGCAAAUGCAGAAACGUAUAUCACUGAGACCAAGAAAGUCUUCAAAACCUCUUUGUGAUAAAAAACUACGUGAAAAAAUUCCACGAGACUACUCCAUGCCGCACCUUCAUGAUUUGUGCACCACCAUCCCAGCCCAGGAACUGCCCAUUGACUUGCGCCUGGCUUCUCGAGUGUAUCACACUGCUAACAGGAAAGGCCACAAUACCCUGCUUGGAAAAUUUGGAACCUCUUUCUUAGAUGAUCACUUUACAGAUGAAGAACAAGCAGAUAGAAUAUUAUAUGGAAUUCCUGUUAUGGAUGACAACCAAGAAUAUGUCCAUAUUCCUCUGACACCGCAAGGGAUACCACCUGAAUUGGCACAAGGAACUAGAGAGCGUGCUCACAAACCACACUUGCAAGUCUUGGGAGAGGAAAUGUGUGCUUAUCCAGAAUUCACGAAGUUGUUUUGGAAUACAGCUGCACCUAAAUUCUCUGUUCCAGAAUCUGUCAUGAAGGAAACUCUAUAUCCAAAAUAUGAGAGUGUUCAAGCAAGCAGACUUUUAACUGAUAAAUUUUCAUAUAAAAGCAGUGCCAUUACUUUUCGUCGACACAGCAGAACAAAUUUUUGGUAUUUCUUAUCAAGAAAAUCUGCAUCAUUUGAAAAUAUCCAAAAAUGGUUUGGUGCACAACCUACACAACUAAGGCAAGUAAAAUCUGCUGUAGACUUGAGGAAGGAGGAUAUCAUAGCUCCUUUGGAAAUCAAGAAUGAUAUGCAAAGCAGUAUAAAAGAGGUUAUGUUUCAGAAAACAAAGGAAUUGAAACGUCAGCUCCAGCUCACUAAGCAAAAUAAAACUGAGGAACCCAUCCCUGUGAAAAAAAAUAUAGAUGACAUCUUCGAUAACAUGUGCGAAAAACACAGUUUGAGAAAUCUCUCUUUGACUCUCAUUGAAGCAUCUAAAAAAGCUGGCAUUAGUUACAUUGUUUAUCCCAAGAAAAAGAAGAUGAAAUGGAAGAAAAGAUUGAAACAACAAAAACUUAUAUUCGUGUAUCAAGAGUUAUCCAAGCCUCCAAAAUCCCUUGAAAGAUCAACAUCUCAUGGAAUACUUCCAGAACAGAAGAAAUAUUUGUUCAAAGUUCCAUUAUAUGAACGUCAAAUACGGUGUCCCAGUUUACCUUUGUAUUUAAAUUUUGAAAAAUUCUUCCAAACUAAGGGAGGAAUUCCAGAAAAUAUUGAUCCUCGGACAUGGGCUUUUGAUAGGCUCAUUGCGGACAAAGAUGCGAGCACGCCUGUAAAAGAGAAAGAUGAUAAAAUAUCAGUUCCUAAAGACCCACCUGAAAGAGUGAAAGAACCACCAAAACUAAAAUUAAGUGAUGAUGUGGAGUCCGAUCUUCCACAAGAGGUCAUUAAACAUUAUGAAUCUGAAGUGAAGAUUUUGACUGAAGAAAUAAACGAUAAGACAAAAUAUCCUGCAUUUGCAUAUUGUAGGCGUGGAGCUAUUUAUAGAAAACUGGGAAAGUUGCAGAGUGCCAUGAAUGAUCUACAGAGAUGUAUUUUUUAUGAUCCCAAAAGAACAGAUGCAUUAUUGAAACGUGGGCUGUUUUAUUAUGAAAAUGAAAACUGGUUUGCAGCCAUAGAGGAUUUCACAGCCUUGUUAAAUAUAGAUCACCAAAAUUCUCAAGCAAGGACAUACCGAGGGAUUGCAUAUGUUAAACGGAAAUUUUACAAAGAAGCAACUCAAGAUUUUUCUGCUGCAAUUCACUUAGAUCCUAAUAACUGGUUAGCAUUGUAUUAUCGAGGUUGCUUAUUCAGAAAGAGUAACCCUUUUAGAGCGCUACAGGAUUACAGUGUUUCAGCACUCAUAAAUGAUGGCUAUGAGAAUCUUGGUUGUUUUCUACAUCGGGGAAUAGUCUAUGCACAUCUAAAACUGUGGUUGCUGGCAAUUUGUGACUUUGAAACUGUUAUUUCUCUAGAAAGAACUACUACUUUGGCUUAUGUAAAUAUUGGCCUCAUACAUCUGCUAUACCUGGAUAACUACACGGAAGCCAUUUGGCAAUUUUCUGAGGCUAUUAGAAUUGAUCCUUUAUGUAUUCAAAGCUAUCUUUGUCGAGCAGAAACCUAUUUUAAGGUAUUUAAGGCUUGA